Cimex lectularius (bed bug) is the source of this 383-nucleotide messenger RNA. RefSeq lists its product as uncharacterized. Gene Ontology annotation, molecular function: transcription coactivator activity; DNA-binding transcription factor binding. Gene Ontology annotation, cellular component: nucleus. Gene Ontology annotation, biological process: positive regulation of transcription by RNA polymerase II. The annotation marks the transcript as partial. Lineage: Eukaryota; Metazoa; Arthropoda; Insecta; Hemiptera; Cimicidae. The transcript has 2 exons. The record is from RefSeq and is a predicted model, not a curated record.
AUUGUUCGGGCACACUGGAUAUUGCGCCGCUUGCUCUAAAGUCAUACCAGCCUUCGAAAUGGUCAUGAGAGCAAGGAACAACGUGUAUCACUUAGAAUGCUUUGCUUGCCAACAAUGCAACCACAGUACCACCGUGGUUAGCAAAGUGCCCACGCCUCAGGCCGCGGACAAGCCUCAAUGGUUGAUUCCCGACUCCCAGACAGAGAAACUAAUAGCGCCGGGUGUCGUCUUGCACGGCACCUCUUCCGUAGAUUCAGGCCCGUUCCUCCGUCCCCAAGAACCCGUUGACCGCACUGCGAGGGGGUGCCUGGAGAAGCCUCCUAUACUAAUACUCGCAAAGAUGGUCGAUGCUUGGAUUAACGCGGACGCUUUGCCCAGCCGCG